This is a messenger RNA of Monomorium pharaonis (pharaoh ant), 1408 nucleotides long. RefSeq names its product flexible cuticle protein 12. NCBI's taxonomy places the organism in Eukaryota, Metazoa, Arthropoda, Insecta, Hymenoptera, Formicidae. Gene Ontology annotation, cellular component: chitin-based extracellular matrix. Gene Ontology annotation, molecular function: structural constituent of chitin-based larval cuticle. The transcript is spliced from 3 exons. The record is from RefSeq and is a predicted model, not a curated record. Bases 16 to 576 code for a protein of 186 amino acids.
GUCGGUGCAUCGCGGAUGCAUCCUGCAGCCGCGGGAGAGACUCGUCCGCGAAUCCGUCGGGGGCUGCUGCUGCUGCUGCUGCUGCACGUGCAGCAGGUGGGGGGAUGUGCAACGCGAUUUUCCGCCUAUAUAAAGGCAGAUGCACCGACAGCUCCUCGGUAUCUACGUAUCGGUCGUCGUUUAAGGACAACAAAGGGCCGCCUGCCCAAGGAUCGUUCGCAGAUCUGUUCGACCACGAAAGAGGAGAUCCUGGCCGCGAUGAAGACGGUGUUCGUUAUCCUGGCGCUCGUAGCCGGCGUUCUCGCGGCGCCGCAAGGUAAUCCGAACGAUAUCACGAUCGUGAAGCAGGAGGAGUCGAACAACAUAGGGGUAGGUGGGUACCAUUUCAGUUAUGAGCAGAGCGACGGCCAGAAGAGGGAGGAGACGGCGGAAUUGAAGAACGAGGGCACCGAGAACGAGUCCAUCAGCGUCGUCGGUAGCUUCAGUUUCAUCGCGCCGGACGGACACACGUAUAGGGUCGAUUACACCGCGGAUGAGAACGGAUUCAAUCCGAAAAUCAAUCUCGUCGCGAAGUAAGACGGGCUCGAGGACUCAAGUUACAUCAUAACAUUAAGUCGCCGACGUACACGCUCGUGUAAUUACACGCGAAUUAGGAUACCUUUAAUCGUAUGACUGCGAGGCACGCGAUUCACCGAUGCGAACGACUGGCUUGAGGUCGCUGGCUCGAGAACGAUCCUUCCGCGCGAUUGUUCCUCUCUGGCCGAUUCGUUCUCGCGAGUUCCGCGAUAUCGAUCAACGGUAUCUUACAAAGACAGAACACCGUAAGAUCGAUGCGCGUUAAAAUUAACAAUGAUCGUGUAAUUGGACUGAAUUACCUGAAACGUUUUGCAUUGUCUUUGCUCCAAAAACUAAGAAUUUAAUGAUUCUUCGGACAGAGCAGAACGUCUGUAAAUAUGUAAAAGAAGUGUGUAUAUACAUUUCUAUACACACACAAUUGUUAACAAAAUUAUUUCGCUCAAUACUACUUUUUCUCUACAUUCGUGUAACAUCGCGAUAAACGAGCCAUGCGUUCGCAACUUCCGCGAGUGAAACGCGUGCUUACUCGCAACUGGCGAUAUGUAUCAUUCAAUUUCUUGAAACUGCCACUUUGAACACUUUGAACGAAAGACGUCCUCCGUUUGCAACUCUAAUUUUCCAGCGAGGCGACGAUGCAGCACUCAUCGGGGUAUCGCAGUAUUGCGUUUUUCACCGGCGCAACUUCUUUCUCUUUUUUUUAUACACGUAUCUAUAUCUAUCUAUAACAGAAGACCAUUCGUGCAAAUAAACUUGUAUACAUACUGAAAUCUUUCUGUGAUUGUUUACCAUGUUGUGCUUCUUGCACAAUCAAUAAAGCCCACUUAAAACGAUU